This is a messenger RNA of Mauremys reevesii (Reeves's turtle), 3353 nucleotides long. It is a transcript of the gene USP13, whose product is annotated as ubiquitin specific peptidase 13. Bases 193 to 2781 code for a protein of 862 amino acids. The transcript has 21 exons. Lineage: Eukaryota; Metazoa; Chordata; Testudines; Geoemydidae. Gene Ontology annotation, biological process: protein deubiquitination. Gene Ontology annotation, molecular function: protein binding; cysteine-type deubiquitinase activity; zinc ion binding. The record is from RefSeq and is a predicted model, not a curated record.
GUUCCCCCCUCGCCAGGACCCCGGGGCUUUGCAGCUGGGGCCGCUCCCGCUGCCCUUGGAUUAAAAAUAGCAUCUUCCCCGCUCCGCCCCCGGGCCCGGCUCAGGCCGCCUCUCCGUGCCCCGGGCCCGGCUGCGCUCGCUCUGCCUUCCCCUGGCUCGCGGGCGGUGCGGCCGGCCGGCCGGCGGGGCAGCAUGCAGCGGGCCGCGCUGUUCGGCAGCGGCAGGGAUGCGCAGAUGGCGGCGGGGGACCUGGGGGAGCUGCUGGUCCCCUACAUGCCCACGAUCCGCGUGCCCAAGUCCGGGGACCGGGUCUACAAGACGGAAUGUGCCUUCUCCUACGAGUGCCCGGAUUCAGAAGGAGGUCUCUAUGUGUGCAUGAACACGUUUCUGGGAUUUGGAAGGGAACACGUUGAAAGGCACUAUCGAAAAACAGGACAGUGUGUAUAUAUGCAUCUGAAACGACAUGUGAUAGAGAAGGUACCAGGAGCAUCUGGUGGAGCUUUACCGAAAAGGAGGAACGCAAUGCUAUUUUUAGAUCUAGAAACAAAUGGCGAUUUAAACAAUGACGAUGUUGAGUAUGAAGAUGAAGCCAAACUCGUUAUAUUUCCAGAUCACUAUGAAAUUCCAUUACCAAAUAUAGAGGAGUUGCCAGCACUGGUAACAAUAGCUUGUGACGCAGUCCUCAGUUCAAAAUCUCCCUACCGAAAGCAGGACCCGGACUCGUGGGAAGAAGAGCUACAAGUAUCCAAACACGCCAAAACGCUUGUACAGAUAGACAACGGUGUUAGGAUUCCUCCCAGUGGCUGGAAGUGCUCGAAGUGUGACCUGCGGGAGAACCUCUGGCUGAACCUGACGGAUGGCUCGGUGCUGUGCGGGAAAUGGUUCUUCGAUGGCAGUGGGGGAAACGGACAUGCACUGGAACACUACAAAGAGAUGGGCUAUCCCUUAGCAGUGAAGCUGGGAACCAUCACUCCUGAUGGUGCAGAUGUGUAUUCUUUUGAUGAAGAGGAGGCAGUUUUAGAUCCACAUAUAGCAAAACACUUGGCACACUUCGGGAUUGAUAUGCUCCAGAUGCAUGUGACAGAGAACGGCCUAAGAGAUAACAACAUAAAGCCAAGAGUCUCUGAGUGGGAAGUGAUUCAGGAAUCUGGUGUGAAGCUCAAGCCCAUGUAUGGCCCAGGAUACACUGGCAUGAAGAACCUGGGAAAUAGCUGCUACCUCAGUGCUGUCCUGCAGGCCAUUUUCAGCAUCCCAGAGUUUCAGCGAGCGUAUGUGGGAAACCUUCCGAGAAUAUUUGACUACUCGCCUCUAGAUCCAACACAAGAUUUCAACACGCAGAUGGCUAAAUUAGGACACGGACUCCUUUCGGGCCAGUACUCUAAACCACCAAUGAAAUCUGAGCUUAUUGAACAGGUGAUGAAGGAAGAACACAAGCCUCAACACAAUGGAAUUUCUCCUCGAAUGUUUAAGGCAUUUGUAAGCAAAGGGCACCCAGAAUUCUCCUCCAAUAGACAGCAAGAUGCACAGGAGUUUUUCCUGCACCUUAUAAACCUAGUAGAGAGAAACCGCAUUGGCUCAGAAAACCCCAGUGAUGUUUUCAGGUUCCUGGUGGAAGAACGCACACAGUGCUGCCAGUCUAGGAAAGUCCGAUACACAGAAAGGGUAGACUAUCUCAUGCAGUUACCUGUGGCCAUGGAGGCAGCAACGAACAAAGAUGAAUUAAUUGCCUAUGAACUGAAGAGGAGAGAAGCAGAAGCUGCUAGGAGACCUCCGCCAGAGCUCGUCCGUGCCAAGAUCCCUUUUAGUGCGUGUCUGCAGGCCUUUUCUGAACCAGAAAACGUAGAAGACUUCUGGAGCAGUGCCCUUCAAGCAAAAUCUGCAGGAGUUAAAACAUCUCGCUUUGCUUCAUUUCCUGAGUACCUGGUAGUGCAGAUAAAGAAGUUCACCUUUGGCCUUGACUGGAUACCCCAAAAGCUUGAUGUUUCCGUAGACAUGCCAGACCUACUAGACAUCAAUCACCUCCGUGCCACGGGACUACAACCAGGAGAAGAGGAACUUCCCGACAUUGCUCCACCCAUUAUCAUUCCUGAUGACCCCAAAGAUCGCAUGAUGAACCAUUUCAUGGAGCCUCCGGAUAUGGAUGAAUCUUCAGUGAUGCAGCUAGCAGAGAUGGGUUUCCCCUUGGAAGCGUGUCGGAAAGCUGUGUACUAUACAGGAAACAUGGGUGCUGAAGUGGCUUUCAACUGGAUCAUUGCACACAUGGAAGAACCGGAUUUUGCAGAGCCAUUAGCUAUACCUGGCUAUGGGGGAGUUGCUUCUGCUGGAGCAGCUGGUCUAGGGGCUAUUGGGUUAGAUAACCAGCCUCCAGAAGAGAUGGUAGCUCUCAUCACCUCCAUGGGAUUCCAGAGGAAUGUAGCUAUUCAAGCACUCAAAGCAACAAAUAAUAAUUUGGAGCAUGCACUGGACUGGAUCUUCAGCCACCCUGAGCCCGAAGAGGAAAGCGAGUCUGCUUCAGAUGUGAUGGAUAUGGAAAAUAAUGCUAAUGCCAACAUCCUUGCAGAGGCAGGUUCAGAGGGGCCCAGGAUCAAAGAUGGGUCUGGAAGGUAUGAGCUCUUUGGAUUCAUCAGCCACAUGGGAACAUCCACAAUGAGUGGCCACUAUGUUUCCCAUCUCAAAAAGGAAGGAAGAUGGGUGAUCUACAACGACCUUAAAGUCUGUGCCUCAGAACGACCUCCCAGAGACCUGGGCUAUAUUUACUUCUACCGUAGGAUACCAAGUUAGGCCUCAAAUACGUUAUUUGGCCUUAAGAAGCCAUAAACCCUUUUAAUCUGCCAAAAAAAAAAAGUAUAAAAAAUUUAAAAAAACAAAAAAACCUUGGACUGCCAAAAAAGCAAAGGAAAACAUGGGAUAUUUAUAGUUUAUUUAAAAACACAGUCAUUUGAUGCCUUCUUAAGUUUUAGCAGGGAAAUUUCUAUUAGGUGGAUAUUUUAAAUUGAUAUACAUUAAAGGAUAUCUUAAGACUGUGCAGGUUACUAAUGGAGUUUGCAAAUAGCUCAUGGAGAAUAUGCAUUUGUUUUAGAACUACACUACAACCCGAUUACUGCCCUGUGGUUCAGCUAUGUUCUUGGAAGACCUUUGGGGAAUGUACAGUUCUACAAUAGUAGCUGCCCACUGCUUCCAACUGGAGAGUCCACACUAGUUCUGGAUGUCACAAAUUUGCCUUUGCUUCAUGUAUAAUUGAAGGGGGGAGAAAUUGUUUUCCAUCACAGAAUAUGCCUCAGUCACGAUAUUAUUUUCAGUACAAUAAGGAAUGACUUAUAUAGCUAUGUAUAUUAAAAUGUAGUGAUACAGAA